UUUAUAAAUACGUCUUACGUCACUGAAAUUUUGAAGAAACGUAAAUAGACUGAUAAUAGAAAAGAGUAUACUAUUACUUAUAAACGGUAAUUAAUAAUGGCUUCUGAUGAAUGUAGAAUGCCAAUUAAAAAGGAAAUUGUAUAUGUUGGUGAUGAAUCUAGUUUUUACAACCCUGAACAAAAAUACGAUCCACUUGAAGUGAAUCAGAAUGUAAUUUUCUCAGAAAAAAUUAAGAGUGAGGAAAACAUUGAUGUUUAUCAGGAUCUCAAAACGGAAAAUUGUGUGGAAGAAGUUAAAGAAGGCUCAUAUUGUGAGGUGUGUGGGGGUUUCUUUGAUUCAACAGAUUUCCCCAGCCUCGAUGGUUUGAACAUUUGUACAUGUCAAUCUGAUGUAAAAGGCGAAGAAAAUAUGACUCAGGAUUUGAAACCUUUUGGCCCAAUAUCAGAUCCUCUCAAAACAGAAGAAGAAAUACAUGAGAUGAAAGAGGACAUUUUAAAAUGUGAGAUACUCCACCAAACAGAGGAAAUUGAUGGACAAAUGGAUCAAAACUGUGAUACAGAAAAUAUACCAUUUCAGUGUAGGAUCUGCUCAAAAUCUUUCACGAUGAAAAAAGCUUUGCACAUCCAUGAAAAGACUCAUAAUAACGAUUCAGAAUUUCUCUGUAAAAUUUGUACCGAAUCUUUUCUAUAUAAAUCAGAUCUUAUAAUUCACUUGAAAACUCACACCGGGGAGCAAUCGUUUCAAUGUAAAAUCUGCUCAAAAAUAUUCUCUCAACGUAGUAAUUUGACAGUCCAUGAAAAGAUUCAUACUGGCAAAAAACCAUUUCAGUGUAAAAUCUGUUCAAAAUCUUUCAUAAGAACAAGUGGCUUGAAAUAUCAUGAAAAAAUUCAUACAGGGGAAAAGCCUUUUCAGUGUAAAGUGUGCUCAAAAUCGUUUAUUCAAGAAAGUGAUUUGAAAGGUCAUGAAAGAAGUCAUACUGGAGAGAAACCAUUUCAGUGUAAAUUUUGUGGAAAGUCAUUGAGUCAAAGAUCAAAACUUGAAAUUCAUUUGAGACUUCAUACUGGAGAGAAACCGUUCCAGUGUAAAAUCUGCUCAAAAUUGUUCAUUAGCAGUAAUUCAUUGAAAUAUCAUGAAAAAUGUCAUACUGGGCUGAAGCCAUUUCAAUGUAAAAUCUGUUCAAUGUCUUUCAUCAGAAAUAGUUCUUUGAAAAUUCAUGAAAAUGUCCAUACAAGAGAAAAGCCUUUUCAGUGUAAAGUGUGCUCAAAAUCAUACCUUGCAAAUUACAGUUUGAAGAUACAUGAAAAGACUCAUAUAGAAGAGAAAACUCAGGGUGGAGAAGAAGUUGACUCAACCUUCCAGUGUGAAAUUUGCUCAAAAUCAUUCAAUGAUAGUUCAAAAUUUGUGACACAUUCAAAAACGCACAUGGGAAAAAAACUAUUUCAUUGUGAUGUUUGCGGAAAGUCAUUAAGUGAUAAGUCAAAACUCGAAAUUCAUCUUCGGAUCCAUACUGGGGAAAAACCAUUCCGAUGUAGUAUCUGCUCAAAGCAAUUUGUUAGUAAAAACUCUUUGACGUACCACAUGCAAAUUCAUACAGGAAGGAAACUAGUUCAGUGUGAAAUUUGCAAUAAGUCAUUAAGCGAUAAAAGAAAACUUAAAAUUCAUUUAAGAAUUCAUACUGGAGAAAAACCGUUCCAGUGUAAAAUCUGCUCAAAGCCGUUUAUGAGUCGAAAUUCUUUAAAAACCCACGAAAAAACUCAUGCCGUGCAAAAAAAAUCAGUGUGAAAUCUGUUCAGUCUUUUAUCACAAAUGCUACUUUUAAAAAACAUGAGAAGGUUCAUUUAUGAAAUGUUAUAAAAAUUGAAUACUUGUGUAAAUACACAUUUAUUUUAUAUUCAUAUUCAAAUUGAAAAUCUUUAUUUUUCACUAUAUUUUUCUAAGUGAAUUUCUUUUCAAGACAAGACAUUCUUAUUUUUUUUUAAUUAGGUGUGUUAGCUAUUGCAUGGUAUAAAUAAGGAUAGCUUUGUGAGUAUGAUUAGUUUGAUAUUCCUCUUGAAGAUGAUCACUUGGUGAUCGAAACCUAGUCGAGCUGUUAAAAUAAGUUUGAUGUUGGGAAAAACUCCAGUAAUAAUAAUCUAUUGCAAUGUUAAUAUGUCAUUUUCUUCAUUACAUUACAUUAUACAUUACUAUAAAUGUAUAAAAUUUAGGCAAGCUCAUACAUUGUAUUUUCAUAAUGUAAUAAAAACUCUUGAUAAUUUUUUUUUUCCAUUGAUAAUUCGAAGUAAUGGAUCUGCUACAAAUUACUUUAUAUAAUGAAGUUAUAUAACAAACAUCUAUCUAUUCAAUAUCUAUGGACGAUCAAUCACAAGAAGAGCCAUGUCACUGGAAGAUAUGAUCUUAAUCAUUCAUUCCAAGAAGUGAUCUGCAUUAAAAAAGUGUUCUUUUAAACAAUAUUUGUUUGAUGCAAAAUAAAAACAUUAACACUUGA
Molecule: messenger RNA, 2485 nt
Organism: Leptinotarsa decemlineata (Colorado potato beetle)
Lineage: Eukaryota; Metazoa; Arthropoda; Insecta; Coleoptera; Chrysomelidae
Biological process (GO): regulation of gene expression
Cellular component (GO): nucleus
Molecular function (GO): zinc ion binding; nucleic acid binding
Source: RefSeq, a predicted model, not a curated record